Molecule: messenger RNA, 1832 nt
Organism: Trematosphaeria pertusa
Lineage: Eukaryota; Fungi; Ascomycota; Dothideomycetes; Pleosporales; Trematosphaeriaceae
Exons: 2
Coding region: 285-1424 (379 amino acids)
Source: RefSeq, a predicted model, not a curated record
GUGAGAGUGAAUCAGACAGGAGGGAUUAGGCUGAAGCAGUUUAUGAACUGGAAGAGGCGGACUCCUGACCUGAAAAUGUUGACGCUGAUAAUCAGCCCUGGUGUAGGGCGAUUGGACAUCAGGACAGUUGCCUUGCGGACGGUGGUACGGCCUGAUGCGACUCAGCCCCCACAGCCUCAGGCGCCCGCAGCAAUGCCCUGACACCCAACCAUAUAUGAGACUGACCUUCGAGUAUUGUCUUUCCAGCGUUUUCUUCGUCUUUCGCACGUAUUCCAUUUUCCAUCAUGCCGAACAAUUCUACGGAAUUCCUUGAAGUUGAGGAUGUCGAGUUUAAGCGAACACCCAAACUGCACCGCUCGCGGUCUGGCGGCUAUGCAGACCACCUUGAAGAGAAAGACGACCGAGAGAGAAGGGAGCGUGAGCGUGAGAUGAAGGAAUACUACAACAGUCGAUACUCAUUGCGACAAGAAGAGCGAUCGGACCUGCUCUACGUCGGCUACGCAGCCCAGCGCAGACCCCGGCCAUCCGAGAGAAGCCAAAAGAAAGAUGAAGUGGCCCCCAACUACCAUGUGCGCGAAGUCAAGCCGAAGGCGUUAAACGAGCUAGCUGGGAAGCCUGUGGUAUCAGGUGAGCUUCCGAUACGCGAACGGAAGCCCACCAUCAAGAUACCCAAGGUGGAGAUACACCAGGAAGACCCUCCCUCGUCUGCGAAAGAGAAAGAGACGCCAAAAAAGAGUCCUACGGCAAGCCCGACGUCGCCGUCCGGGCAUCCGCGGCUGCGAUAUAAGUAUUCGAAGCUCCAAGACAAACUCGCUUUCGUCGAGACGACCUGCUCAAAGUACCUGGAUGUUGAAGCUGCCGCUCCGCAGGAUCUAACCUUUGCCAAGAUCUCGGAGCAAGUCAAGGGCGUCGCUUUUGAUCUGCAGAUUUGGAGUCAUAUCGCCAACAUCGAGGACAAGGUCAAGGUGGAUUCGCAGAUCCCUGAAGCAGCAUCGCGGAUCCUGGAUCGCUUGAUCCGUCGAGUGGAAGACUUAAGCGAAGCAUGUGGCAAAGCGAGGCCAAAGGACCUCAAAAUAGGACCGCUUCCUCAGGUCCUGCUUGAUGAUAGUUUCGGUAGUUUUGAUGAUGCCGAAGACGCCACAGAAACAGACUUCGGGGACGUGACUGAGAGCUUGGGUUUUGUUAUUGAAUCUCACCUCCAGAGCAUCGACCUGCAGGCCCAAAUGCUCAAGACGCUGACGCGUUCUCUGCAGGACGCGACGCUCGGUGCCAAAGAGGAAGCAGUCGCAGUGGGUGGGCUUGUGUCAGAGGUAGGCAAGUUCUUCGGCUCGCAAGAAGCGAUGGAUCGAUAUCGCAUUGACACUCGGUUUGCUGGAGGGAAAGCUUUAGAGGAGGCGCGGUAUGCUGCUGGCAACGGCUACUGAAAGUGAGGUGUAAACAACUUUGAAGAGCGGCAGGCACAACCAAGGCAGGACGGUGGCACUGGCGCACGCUGUUGGAUAUAAGCGGAGUUAACCUUGCACUAUUGAUCUCAAGAGAGCAUCGUCGCUGAGCGUAAUCUUUCACACGCUAUGAAAUACUGGAGAUUGGCGCAAUAGUUAUGAGCGAUGGCGUCGAAGGAGUGCAGGUAUCAGUGUUUUGGCCAACCACGGGAAUCUAAUCACUUGGAUCGUUUCAAACCACUCCGAUCCGACCAUGCCGCUGAAAAUGCACAAAGAACGUUGAAGCCAACACUCAGGUCCUCUCCCUACUUCAAUCAGCUGGUCGUUAUGACACGCCUAGACUUGGAAUCUCGCCCAUGUCGUUCUUCGUUUGGCCGCCCAAGGUGUACG